This is a messenger RNA of Anopheles marshallii, 16425 nucleotides long. It is a transcript of the gene Bruce, whose product is annotated as baculoviral IAP repeat-containing protein 6. The record is from RefSeq and is a predicted model, not a curated record. Gene Ontology annotation, biological process: negative regulation of apoptotic process; apoptotic process; regulation of cytokinesis. NCBI's taxonomy places the organism in Eukaryota, Metazoa, Arthropoda, Insecta, Diptera, Culicidae. The transcript is spliced from 20 exons. Gene Ontology annotation, cellular component: nucleus. Gene Ontology annotation, molecular function: cysteine-type endopeptidase inhibitor activity; ubiquitin conjugating enzyme activity. Bases 1 to 16425 code for a protein of 5474 amino acids.
AUGGCCAGCAGUGACGAUCAAUGGCUGAAAGAGGACGGAUAUUUGAAUGUGGAUGCUGAAUCCCAUGCGAUCACUUAUCAUCCGUACUUGAACGUAAUUCUUGUUAUCGGAAGUAACAGCGAGGUGAAGCUUCUGGAUGUCAAUUCCGGUGUCAUACUACAAAGUUACAGAAUAUCGGAUCUUAAUUCAGUACGAUGCCGGUACUUGCCCCAGCAGGAUAAGAUACUUAUUUGGAAUGGUCGCAACAUUUGCAUGCGCGGCGAUUACAAUGGUGUGCUGCUGCUGGACACAAUUCUUCAGGCCCCGGUCACGUCGACCGACGAUCGUGUGCGUUUGGAACUGUUGCUGUCCGAGGCGAUUUUGUUUCUGCAGUGUCUCCAGAAUCUGGAAGAACACGGUCUGGAGAAUAUGAGUGACGUUACGAACGAGCUGACGCAAAAGAUCAGCGAGGCACAGUCGCAUUCGAAACGUGGCAUAAAGGCACAAAAAUGGGAAACGGUAUGUCUGGAGCUGCCACACUCUUCAUUACGGAUGGUGGCUAGCGGUGUGGUGAUGCAGCUACGCCGGCUCGAUCAGCACAUCCCAGCGAUGGCUAUCGCCUCGGCAAUAAACGAACGGUUGACUGAUUUGCUUCGGGGAGCCCGUGUCAACGAGUCAGCCAAAUCGGUGCAACGAUUUCAGAUGUACUCGGAGGCGGCCCGCCGACAAACGUUCGAAGCGUGGCCACACAUGGACUACAAAUGGGUGCUGCCGGAUCAGAUGGCCCAGGCCGGGUUCUAUCACCAGCCGGGCGAGAAUGGGAACAAGGAUAGGGCGAUGUGUUUCACCUGCACCGUGUGUCUCGUAUGCUGGGAGAAAACGGACGAACCGUGGAGCGAACACGAACGUCACUCACCAGACUGCCCGUUCGUUAAGGGAGAGUUCACGCAAAAUGUUCCACUGUCUGUAACGUACGCAACGAGUCCGGCCGUCGCGACGGCCGGCUUCAGUUUGAUAUCGUCUGGCGAUCGAGGUGUUGUAUUUUGCACCGGCAAUCCAGCAGGGGAUGUAACAGUGUGGAACAUUGAAAGGCAGUUGACAAAGGUGCACGAAUUUCAAGUGAAGCUACAUCCGGACAUUCUGACAACGACAUCCAUCAGCCCGACCGCGACUGUUAAUUCACUCGAGCUGAACGCUUUAGCUGCAUACUUUGUUCGAUCACCGGCUGGCGGUACCAUGCAGCAGCGACGUGCAUCACUUUCAUUGAAGCCGAAAAUGCUCGGCACUAAAAUAGUAGCCGGUGUACGGGUGAAAAGCACGGAAACAUUCGAUAAGGAUACGUAUGAUGUGUAUGAACAUGAUGCAGAAACGACACUGCUGCUGAUCGUGUACAACAUCGAAGACCCCGUCAUGGAGGAUACGGUUCCCGGAUCACCAACGCUGAGCUCCAACCCACAGGCCAGUUUGACGUUAAGCACUGGCGUUGGUGGCAAUGCAAAGAAGUCCAACCUGUUUACCAUUAUGGAGAGUACGGAGGAUGAAUCGGUCAAAUUGCUGGCCGAACGUACAAACAUGCUGAUGGAUGAAUUGAAGCACGCGAAGCAAAAACUGGUAACACAAAAUACGAACAAAACGAAAAAGAAGCACUAUGCGGAUGUUAGUGAGAAUGAUAGCGGUAAGAUUAAAAUCCUGGACACACUUACCACUUUACCAUCCACUUCGAUGAACAUAGUGACGGAUGCGUUGGCUACUGGCAUUAGUAGUACGGUGUCCGGUAACGGGGAAGGUGGCGGUGACGGUGAAGGAGGUGGUGGUACCGGCGAUGGUGGAGGUGGAGGAGGAGGCGGUGAUGAAAGUACCAGUGCGACGGAAAGUGCUAUUUUUUGCAUACCUCUACAAUACAUCGAACUGUCGCCAAUAAUGAUGGACUCGAGUGCCCAGUACUACAUCUCGGAUAUAGUUCCAUCGAGCGAUAAUCGCCAUUUGCUGGUCGUGGUUAAAUAUGAACCUGACAUUGCGUCGAAAACAUCAACCACAGAUUCUAGUGCCUCUAGUACGGAUGCGGCAAAGGAUGAUCAGCAAAAGGUGGAUGAUGGUACAGAUUCAUCUGGCCCACUCUGGUAUUCCGUUUUGCUGCUGUAUUCGCUGAACGAGGACGGAUUGGUACGGCUUGAUGAGCCAUUGAUGCUGUUAUUGAACCAGGACCAAGUACCGCUUGAGAUAACGAUGUUGCCAAAGUGUGACGGUACCGGACGCCACUUUGGUGGUCCGGAAACCGACCAAGGUAUCUUCGUGAUGACCUGUGCUGAUGGCAAGCUGCGUAUUGUGGCGAUAAAAACGCUAACAAUCAUCUCGGACGCGUCUGUAAAGGAUGAUCGGUUUGUUUCGGCAACGUACUGCAAAAGCUUAGAGCGGCUGUGCGGUUGCACUGCGAAGGGAUGCCUUCAUUUCUACUCGUUCUACGAUCUAGAUGCAGAUUCGAGCGAUGAGCGCGAUGAAGAGAUCGUUGUGCAAACGCCAUUAGCGGUGGGUAACGAUUCAAGCGACAAAUCUUACGGAACGACAGGAGUUGAUGGCAUUGUGCCGAUUGAUGUGAUUGAUAAUAUGAGCACUACGUCCACUGGCCCAUCAACAGCGGGACUGUCAAAUAAUUCAGGAACAACCGGAACAACGCAGCAACAGCAAGCACAGCAUCUUCUGGACGGUGUGGGUCUGGAAUGGUUGUUAGCUUUCCGCAAGGACGUCAGCAACCUGAACAACCUGAAGAUGCUCCACACGUUGACGCUUUUUAGUGAGUUGUUAACACCCUAUUCAGCGGAAGUACCCGCUUGUUGGAAUGAACUGGAGCAAGCCCAAAAGCAACGGCGAAACCCGCAGCACUUACGGCCCGGAGAUGAUAUGCAUCUGACGAAAACAUGGCGAUUACACAAUGAUGCUUCGACAUGGGAUGAGCAUCUGAUAGAGCUGAAUUUGCCAAAAUGUACCUCGCUCGGUCAUAUCGAUUUUAAGUUUUCUCUCUAUCAACCGUGCGCCAAUUCACCCGCCAUUCAGGUGACGUUGUUGAAGCAGAAGUCUAUGGGCCUGUGCACACGCCGUAAAACUCAAUCGAUAAAUCGGGUCGAUGAGUCUAUCAACUUUAACAUCGGUGCCGGCGAAGGCAAACAUUUCGUUGAGAACCCGGUGUUGAGUGAAGAGUAUUUGCAAGCCAGAAAUGCGGAAAUCGUUGUCGGUCCAAUUGAACUGGCCUCCUGUAUGGAUUUGAGCGAACAGGGGGGUUGCGUAACGCUUACGAGUCCAAAGCUACUGAAAUCCAAAGGCCGGAACUAUUUGCUGCACAUUAAAACGAUGACGGAUCUGUCGAAGGACGGGCAGGGUAAAACUAGAGUACCGGUUCGGAAGAAGGGCAUUACGAGCAUUCUACUGACAUCGUUGUCGAAUAUCUCGGUACAAUCGAACGCGUCACCCGGCACUGUGCAAGUCGGUAAGGACGGCUCGUUGACGAUAUUCCCCGUGCCCUCGCCGGCAGGGUCCGCUGCAACGAUCAAAACAAGAACAAAUGAUUUCUACAUAGGAUGUGACUGGUUGAAUGAAAUAUCUAUUACCGUCCGAGCCACUCGACAGUUGUACAAGGUUGAUCAAGAACGUGCCCAACGGUCAGCUAUGUUGGACUCCAACAUUCUGCUAGAAAAUCUCUUGAGCAUUCUCCAUCAGCGCAGCGAGGAGAAGGUUUGUGACGAUGGUGGUGAGGAGGACAUUGGCACUAAUCCGCCAUCAUCGGCAAGUACGACGACGACAGCAACACAAUUGCCUGAUGAGAAUAUGAUCACAACGCAGCAGAAUCUUGCCUUAGACAUUCUCAUAUGGAUUGUCACGAUUCGUAUGAUGCGUUACCGAUAUCCCAAGAACCCAUUCGCUAAACGAGCUGCACCAUCCGAGGUGCGAAACGUGACCGCAACCGAUUUAAACGUACAGCAAACUGAGUGCGUACAAAUCAUCGAAAAGCAUCUUGAGCAAACGAUUCGUCAUUGUAUUGUACUUGCUAAUCGUAGCAUUGCACAUAAGUGUGUUAAAUUUGUAUCUUUGGCACUAGAGGGAGCCCAAAACAUGGUCGAUAAAAAUGCUUGUAACACGUUCGAGCAAACGUUAAACGAUGCCAUCAUCAAAUGCUUGCCAGACAUAGUCAAUUCCAACCAUGCCGGCGCGUUGCGUUGGUUCGCUUUGCUCAUAUCGGGAACCACCCUGGCCGAAAAUCAUUUAACAGUGGCGGAUAACUGUAUGAAACUGCUUAAAUCGGUGGCAGAAGAGCUGCAAAAGCGUAACAAUCCCUACUCUGCAUUGUUGCGUACCCGUUUCGGGCUGCAUGGUUCACCGUUCGAUUCGGAAGUGUUCGAUGCACAAUCCAUGGAUGGACGCAUCGCAUUUGGAGGUGGUGUAGCGUAUCCAUUCGGAUGCGGUACGGCAACAAACGGGCUCAACGUGAAUGGUGGUGGAGGAAAUGGCGGAUGCACUAGCUCUAGCAAGAGUGGCGGAGCGAGCGCCAGCGGACCAAUAGGAUCUUCCGUGUUGACAGGUCCGUCGCCGAUAGAUUUGCGGCUGAUGUGUUUUGCGGACGGCGCCGAUCUGAAGUGUUUGUUCGAUCAGCUGCGCAGUCGCAGCAUUGGGUCACACUUCAUGGGACUGCUGGAGGUGGAGCCGCUACACUAUUCUUGCUGCGCCACGUCCGAUGCAACCCGAUUGGAAAAUAUCGAUGCGAAUGGGAAUACCACCACUACUAGCAGCAGCAAUGUGAACGGGUUUGUGGGCGGUUCCGGUAGUGGCACUGGAAUUGGAAAUGGAAUAACAAUUGAACCCGUAUCUACCGCAAACAUGUUAAUGGAAAAUUCGGUCUCCAUCGGUGCGUACACCGUUGAUGUGAAAGUUGAUAUUGCAAAUGAGCAGGGUGAGCAUGCUGACACGAUGAUCGUGUCAUACGUUGAACCAGAUCAGCAGCAAGCGAAUAACAGCAGCAAUCAUGGCAAAAAUUUCAACAUCACCGUUGGUCCACCCAUUAAAAAGACGAUUCAGCAAACGCAAUCCAGUGAGGCAGAUAAAGAAAAUAUUGGCGACGCAUUGAUGAACAAUGUGAAAAAUGUCCUGGUCGAUAAGAUUUUCUUUUCGGCACUACAAAAGCAUAAGCUAAAAUCGGCUGCAAAUGCGUCUGCAGACACCAUUGGCUUUCCGACUUACUUGCAGCAGUCUAAACCACAUACCAUCAAUAUCGGAAGUGACGGAGGAAUGUUGAAAGAUACAGAAACUUUUGACGAUAUAUCCGUUAAUGAUUCGGAAACUUGUGAUGUGUUUAACCCAGCUGAACAGAAGGCUACAACAUUAAUAAUAUCAGACACGGAUGCUGCGGAAGUAGCUGCUUACGGCAUAAACAAGAGCUCUGUUGCCGAAAGUUCACGUUCGUCGAAAGUUGUGUCCUUCGUUUCGAACGAUGCCAAUCUGGACCUACAGCACGGUCCACACAUCUCACUGUUGGACAACAAAAUUCAGGAAUAUUUCGAAGAAAAAAGCACCGAAGCGGAUAACGCUAUCGAUCAAUCUGGCGCACUACCAUGGCACAAACUGCUCAGUUGUCCACCAAAGCAGACAAUCGUGGUUGAGCGGAUGCAUUCUUCGGCUAUUCGGUAUGUUACGCUUGACUUUGGUGCACCAAUUAUGCUGACGGAUGUAAUCAUACCCGCCCAUUCGGAUCUUGCAUCGCUCUCAAUCGAUGUAUGGUGUUUUGAAGAGGAAGCGGAUAGCGUGAGAUUGGUUGUUUCGCAGGACAUUCAUUCGCGUACACUUGUGUUGAGCGAUUUACAGCCGCCGCCUAUUUGUCGGUAUCUCAAGAUCACGAUUACCGGCAGGUACGGGAUGACAGCUACGCGUUGCCGCAUACCAAUGGGUUCAUUCUACGGUCAUAUCGUUAUCCUCGAUCGGGAAGUAUACGCAGAUCCAGUGAUGAAAUUUCUGCAAAAAAGGAAAACGAAUGUGCACACGCAAUUGAAGGUUUUGAAAGCUUUGUACGAAGACGUCCAUUGCCGGUACUGUCUGGCUAGCAGCAAGCUGAUGGAUCUGCUUGUGCCGUAUCUUAACAGCGAUGCAUCGAACAUUGCGCACAUGCAAGCUUUCUUAAAUCGCAUGAAAGAUACCUCAUUUGGCGGUGGGCUAGGUGCCGAUGUGUAUGGAACGUAUGGCACGUACGGCUCCUCGGUUGGAACCGGUGGCAAUAGUGCCUCUGUAGAGUGCGCUAAGGUGACAGCCGCAUACGAAGAGUGUAUUGGAUUCCAGCACCAGUUGAAUGUCAUUCGUCGUGUGAUUGAUCGUAUCAGACCAUCGAUUGAUGCGAAUAAUCCGUUGCUGGCACAGCUUAUGCUUCCUACACAGCCAUCGCCGUUGAGCGAUUGCACUGACCUAAGUUCUGUCUAUACGGAUAAGCUGCGCGUUAUGAGCGAGUGUCUGAUUGAAGUUGUACUGCAGCUAAUAACAACGUAUGGUGGUAUGCCUGCAUUGGGGGUUGUCGAGCAACAAAAUCUAACGCCACCGCAACACAUCAAUCAAGACAUGUGUAAUUUGCUGUUCGAUACUAUGGUGAUUGCCGGUGAUGCUCAUACUCAACUCGCUACAUGUUCGAUGCUUGUCCGAAUGUGCUGCUUCGAGUCGUGGUGGGGAGAUUUUCUGGCCGAUAAAUUUUUAACCCUGUACUCGUCACAAAAUGAGCGCAUUUUCCCGCAGGAUCGUGUAUUCCUACUAUUGACCUAUUUGGGACGCCGAAGUAUCGCCAUCGGUCGUAGUCGUACAACAGUGAUUGAUGCCAUUUUGCGCAGUUUGGCAACACUGUUAGCCCCGCUAGCUACGAAUAGUGGAUCCGGUUUAAGUAUCUGGUGCAGUACGGAUUUAAAUUUGCUUGGCUGGAUAUUGCUAUUUCUGUCUGUGUGCCUGGAUGACGGAACGGAGGGAAGGAAGGAUCAAAACAACUUGCGAUGGGACUUUAUGUCCGGUGAAACGGACAUGGUUAAAGCUCGCAUGAAUAUGAACAACAGUGGUCUGCGAACCUUGACCCGAUCGUUCAAGAAACGGCUAAUUCAAACAAAGCAAUACAGCCAACUUUCGGGAGCUACAUCAAAGCUAGAAAUGGCAUUAAAGCAGCAAGAAAAUCAACUUAAAAAACUGACCGUCAACAUAAAGCAAAGUUUGGGCGAUUAUAUUAACGAAAUCAACAGCAAAAUGAAAGAGAUCGGUGAAUCAACCAUUACACCGUUGAGUAAAAACGAACUGUCGCAGGAAGGCAAUAGCGUAAUAUCGUCUUCGUCAAGUGGAAAUCACAUUGGCUCAUCCAUCAGCAGUAGCACCACCACAAACCAAGCAUCUGGCACGAAAAAUGGAGGAAAGUUCGUUAUCGUUAGAGAUGUAUCCAGCGAACCAGGUAUGAGUCAUUCAGCAUCAACUUCAAAGGGCGUCGGUGAUAUGGCUGGUGGUGGCGACGGAGAGACUCCAUUCGACACAGGGCUGAAGUCGAUGAAGAUUGAUAAAAUUAUCGUCGUAAUUCGGGGUCUAAUAGGAUUGCUCCUUAGUAUGGAUUUUACUUGCAACAUGGAUCUAUUCCUUAUCACGUGCAAAAUAAUUGCUCGUUUAGUGUUAGCCUGUCGGCCCGCACUACAGCUAUCAAAGAUCAUUACGACGAACCAAUUGCUGCAGCUGGUUAGGAUUGCAGUGUGGGAGAAUCAGCAACAACCUUGGGCAGUGCAUGCAAUAACCUGUCUGCUGCAGGAUGUAUUGGAGGCAGACAAAAGCUUCAAGGAUGGCGAAAAUGAUUCCACGGAAUCACCAGGCGAAGAAGAUGCUGCAGGUGUUUCGGUGGCAGCUAAUCCAAUGGGUUCAACCUCGACAUUGCACUCGAUGCGACCGCCGGUGGAGGUACCAUAUAAGCAACAACAUCAACAACAUCCGUUACAGAACCCGACACAUCAUGUAUCUUGUGAUCUUAGCUACGCCGACGUGGCCAAAAAUCAGCUACCGUCGGUGGUUGAAUGUGAUGAUCCCGAGAUGGAGGAAAUAUUAAUUAUCGACGACAUAUUUUCGGCUCGCGAAAAACGCUUCCUCAAGCGUGAUAUCGUAUCGUUUGCUAGUAAAUAUAGCAUCACGAAUAAAACUGUUUCGGCAGCGAUGGAUGAGCGGCUUGAGAUGGGAUUGGAUACGAACGUAGAAAUUGUGCUCCGACGACUGACAACUCGAUCGGCCUUCAAUCUGAUCAGUAGCUUACCCCACGUAUCCAUGAUGCCUGAAUUGGCUGGUAGUAUGAACGCAUUUGGACAACCAUCGGAAUCAUUACUCCCGUGGCCAGAGAAUAUCAUUGAUGUCUGGUCCGGACCAGAAUAUUUACAAGGCAUAGAGACCAACAGUAUGCUAACGGAGGUUUUCGAUAAAAUUCUCUCCGAUCUUCAUCAGCUCGAUUCUUGGCUAAACCUGGAGAAAAUUCUCCAGCUUUGGCUGACGUUAAACGGGGAAACGCAUGAAACUAUGCCCGGAAGCUGUGCAACCGGGUUGAAUCCCUAUUCCUAUUCACGCAUUCCGUUUGGCGAUCGGGCGGUUAGGGGACUGUUGAAGGCACUAGCCACGCAUCCGAACAUAAAGCUACGAGCUUGGUGCCUUGGCUUUCACUGCUUGAAUUUAGCUUGCAAGCCGCAUUUCGAAGCAGAUCAUCUUGAGCCGACAUCCACUAGCAGUGAUAAUUACUUCCGACGUAUGGGGAAUCUGAUAGUAAAUGAUGAAAACUUUGAGAAGAUGCUCCUGCGAUUUUUCUCUGGUGCCGAUCAAUCGAUGAUUUCCAUGGACGGUAGUAGCAGUCGUUAUGCUGGGCCAACCGUAUGUAAGCUUGUAAUAGAAUUGUUCGGUUGGUUGGAGUUACGUUGCAAUGUGAAAGAUAUGCUAAAGCAAACACUUCUGCGAGUGACAUUGCAUCUGGUGCAGUUUGGUGGUGCGAUUGGCAACCAACAGGGUCCAAUCGAUGCACAGAGUCAAAUGAUAAAGGUACUGCUGAAUUUCCCAUUCGACAAAAGUGAUUUGGGCAUUGCGAUGAGUGUCAUUGAGUGCGUUUCACAUUUGGUGUACAACAAUGUGGUGAAUGUGGAAAAACUAUACUGUCAGAAAACGACAGAGAACAGUAAUUCUGCUGCUAUGUUGGGCGGGGGGAUGCGCUUUAGUAGCCUCUUUGCUACCGUAUUCAAUGCAGAAUCCAAUCGCGCUUGUAAAUCCGCUACCGAUAGUUCGCUGUUGGUAGAUUUGCUAAAGCUGGCAUCGAUACUUGUGAAUACGAAAAAUCCACAUACCACAGGCACGGGAAGUGAACCCGGUACGACGGAUGAUGCUCACACCGGGUCGGUUGGAGGACAAUCUGUUAGUGUAGAUAAUUUGAAUACAUCUAGCGAAAGUCAGACGGAUGAAAUAAAAGCAGAACAGCAGCAUACCGGAGCUGGUGGUGCAGGAAGUGCAGGAAAUGUUCCAGGGAAUGGAACGAACGCCGGAAAUAGUACAGCGGGCAACAGUGAGACUCGUCCAAAGGUCCCAUGCUUUACGGACACGGUGUUGCAACAUUCGCCAACAAUGAAUCGCUUGCUGAGCGCCCUUUCCCACUGCAACCAUUCAUCGUUGACGAUGCUGGUAGCGUCAACAGUCAGUUACGGCACUGGUGCUGAAAAUAACGGUGCCAAGACCAUUCGAAAUACGCAUCCGGAGCUAUGUACUGUAGCGGAUGCUGUAUUCCAGUUGCUGCUAUACCUUAGUCGAACCGCGUCACAGAAUGAGCUGGUGGUGAAACCCCUGUUUGAGUACAUUAACAACGCGUCCAACGUAAGGCAUCCGAUGCCAAAGCUACAUCUGUCGGAACCAUUCCUGUGGUUCAUACUAAAGGUUCUCGGUACACCUGCAUCUGUUGCGAUUUUCACUGAACUAGGCGGCAUACAGGUACUGUGUGAAAGUUUGGUUCGCAGCAAUCGAGCGCUGAUUAACACACAACCGAGCCUUGUGUCGAUGAUAAUGCAACGGCUGUCGAAGUCGUCUGUUGGUUUACAUGGAGUAAGUGUUGCUACAGGAAGCGGUAUGGCUGGUGGGAACUGCAGUGGAAGCUCUUCGAAGAAAAGCACUCCAAUCAUAGCGACGCCACGAAACGAAGAGGGGCUAAUCAAUUUCGCACCAUAUUCCACAAUUACCUCGGACAAUUUAUCGGUACAGGCGGCAGAUGUGUUAAUUCAGGCGCCCCUUGCGUCCCAUCGUCGAGCCCGCAAUCCUGCAUGGAGCUAUUUGUUUUACCCAAACGAAUCGAAUGUUGAUCUUACGAUCACACUGCCAACUGCCGUGUUGUUGAAGGAGGUGCAGCUUCAACCUCAUCUAGCGACACUUGCUUCGUGUCCUUCGGCUGUAGCAAUCGAAGUAACAAGGGACAGUAUCCUUGGACCGAUACCCAUAACUCAGCCCAUUUCAACCGUAGGUAUGACGUGUAUUCGGUUACGCUUUGCACAGCCUGAAAUUGCCACUAGCGUUAUCAUUCGGUUGUACCGGCCGCGCGAUGCUUUAAACAUUGGUUUAACGCAAAUAUCCAUACUGGGAACGACCACGUUCGGUGAGCUGCCUCCAACUGGUGGAGGACCCUCUGGGUUUGCUGGGGGCUCGAUGCAAAACUGGCCCAAUUCCUCUAUUGUAGCGAUCGGUGGAGGAUCGGGGUCGACCGUUAACCUCAAGCCGUCCAACGAUGUGUGCAGCUAUCGUAAGGCAUUUGGUUUAGUCGAUAUGGACGAAGGAGGAGUCGGACUGGGAGGAACCGGAAUUGACGACGAUCGUAUGGCCGGAGCAGCACGUACCAGUCUAGGCUGGCUGCGUGUGCUAACGCAGUGUUUCAGCGUGACCAUCUACUAUGCCGAUCAGCAGCUCGCGAAUCGUGUAAUUGAUGCCGCAAAUGAGGUAACGGGAUUCAUGGAGGCUUGCUGCGCAUUGCUGAACAUCGCACCGAAUAGUCCGAAUGAUACUCUGCAAAAUUUGGAAACCGUCUUGCUUAAGCUGGGAUUGCACAGCCGCGAAAUGGGCUUGCGGCUGAUUAACACGCUGCUGCGACAAAGCAUACCCCAGACGUUUCAACUCUCGAACGACUCCAUCUCUGAUCUGCUUUAUCAGUUGUGCACAAUGCAGAAUGAACAUACGCGCGAUCGGUUGCAAGCCAUGCUGGAAUGGGUGUUGACGCUUUACGAACGCUACCAGCAGAACAUUACCAUGGGAUCGGGUGGCAGUACGGUGAACCAGCAUCACCGAUUGGCUCUCCACUCGACAAAUCCAUACAGUGGUUUCGUACGAUGUCUCGCCGCUAUUCUCUGGCAAGUGUUUGCAACGGAUCUGAUUCCCGAUCUGUUGGAAAUGGUCACGCGUGAAUUGUUCGACGUACUUUUCAACUGGCUGCAGGAGCUCAAACAGCACGAAGGUGCUAGCGGGCCUUUGAAGAAAGCGAUCGAUGCGCUGCUUUGUUCGGUUUGUUGCAUCCGGCCAGAGUUUUUCACCAUGCUUCUACGGCGAAUGGGUGUUCUGGUGCCGAACCUGUCGACUGAUCUGACAGCAUCAAUUUCGGACGAUCGUAAGGACGGGGAACGACGAACAGACGAUAGCAAGCAGGAAGAGUCGGACACUACUGAAUGGUAUAGCCAUUUGGUGAUAGAAGAUAUUGCGUGCCUGGAUUUAUCGUGCAGUCAGCUGGCGACAAUUGCCAUGGCCAGCCAGUCUCCGUUGGCCGUGCAGCAGCUCAUCGAUUCAGGACUGCCGAAGUUAUUGAACUCGGUCAUCUUGGAGUUUUGUCGCCGGGCGACGAACUGUGUUGAACGGCUACGACGAGGGCCAAUAAAAGCCGGUGCUAGUGGUAGCGUUGGUCAACCUACGGUUCCAUCUACAAGUGGAUCGACCGAAGGAUGUUUAACAGAUGCUGAUAAAUGGAGCGGUGGAGAAUCGGCUGAAAAUGCUACAAAUCUACCGAUGGUGAACAUUCACAAGAUAACGGAAAUUUUGGCCUUCUUUACCGACAUGUGUUCCGAGGGACAUAUGCGCGAUUGGUUGGGUAGCCACGAGGGCGCUAUCUUCUGGGAGCCAUUGUUGCUGUUGCUGUGUAACAGUCAUCUCGCAAACGUGACGCGUGAAAUAACGACACAAUCAUGCCUGGAAUUGGAGGAAUGUUUCAUCAAGUUCCUAUCGCGCGUUACCACUUGUCACCCGAAAAAUCAGGAAGUGCUAACAAUCAACCUAAUCUCAGUGAUACGAAAGUCAGAUCCAACGGAGGAAGCGAUGCAUAGUAACGCUGGCGAAGGAGGUGCGGCGCCAUCCACUUCUAUUCCAACACCAGGAACGCUUACGAAGAGCUGUAUUUCUGGCUUCACUCGUAGGCUGUUACUACAGAUUUUACUUGAAAGCGAAAAGAUAAUGGUAGCGGUACGUAGCGAUCUGCCCUUGAUGCAAAGCAAAGAAAUGAACGGCGGAGGAGGAGCAGGUGGGCUUUACAACUCAAUCGCCAAUCAUCCUUCGAAGCGUCCGAACGCGCAUCUCAUGCUGUUCCAAUUAAGCACGAAUGCUAAAUGUCAGGAUAUACUGGAUCAAUGUGCUGCCGCCGUAUAUCAGCCAAUCUUACCCUCUGCCGUGGCGGUAUCUGCUUCAAGCGCUGGUGCACAGCCCUCGGUUGUUGCCACUUCUGCGGGUGCCUCCGCUGGACCAUCGUCCGCUAUGCCAGUAGGCGGUCUGGGUGGCGACCUGUCGUUGUUAUCUGCUGGUGGAAGUACAAUAGCAACGGAUGUAGGUGGGCAGUCCAUGGGUUCCAGUGGUCCUAGUAACACACAGAGUGAACUGUGGGAGCUAGGUAUGGGUCUUGAAUUUCUAAGUGUUGCUGCUGGAGUUACGGCGAAGGAUAAGCGGUUGAAGGAAGCGAAAAAUCAGGCAACAACGAUGCGCCGGAAAGAUUUGCUUUCAAUGUUCAAAAUAAAAAUGGAUGAUUCAAAGCUUUCCGUACCGGAUGGCAUGUUCUUGACGCACUCGGCAGUGCCGGAAGUAAUUAUAACGAGCGAUACGACUAUCUCGCAACUGCUAACUAUGCUAAAAUCCGCGGGCAUAUCGCUCUCGAUUCCGUGCAUAAAUCUAAACUUGAUUGAUGCCAAAAAUAGACCUCCUACCGAUAUAUCUACUGGGGAACCGUCCUCGAUGUCCUCAUCAACUGGAGCGGGAUCAUCAGCGUACAUGCGUGCAACGGAAUUUUUGCCCUUACCGUCGCCUCUGCAGAUAUUCUCAAGCCGUGGAGGUCUCUCACUGCUAGCACACUAUCUACCGACCGUGUAUCCUGAAAUGCCGAAGAGCAGUGCUCACUACAUGGACAAAGAUCGUAGCCCGCCAGGCGGUACGGGAACAGGCAGUGCCGGUGCCGGUAACGAAUGGGUGAAACUCGAACAGAUGGAUGAAAUUUACGAGGAUUUAGACGAUAUUGUCGCAGAAUCGUCCCCGAAAGCGCAAUCUAUUACCGCCAUUCCACAGCAUUCGCUCGCAGCCUUUGCACUGUUCCUAAAGCUUCCGGCGUACUCCGAAGUUUUGCUCAACGAUACCGUCCGGGCACAGUGUUUGCUGCGUUUGAUACUGGGUGUUACUAGUGACGGUGAGGGUAACGAAAUCUACAGCAUGCCCCUAUCCAACACAUUGCCAACGCUGCCAUUUGAAGUGUUCCGGCAAUUGCUAGAAUCGUCACCAUUGACCACUGAUGAUGGCGUACUGCUGCGGCGUAUGGUGAUCGAAGUUGGUGCAAUACAUCUCGUGUUAAACUGUCUUAGCAUCUUUACCCAUCACAACAACAAUGGAUCAGUACGAUCCGGUGCGACCGCAUCAGUGCCUGUUGGAACAAGCAGUAACAGUACAACAAGCAAUACAUUCGACACGUUGUAUCAAGGAAUAUCUGCUGGCAAUGGUACCAAUAAAUCAUCAUCCACUAUGACUGGUAACGCCACUGCUAAUAACUCAGAGGAUCAACCGAAUGCUGAUGAUAAAGGGCAUAUGUACUGGGCUAAGGGAACAGGUUUUGGUACCGGUUCAACGCAACAAUCGUGGAACGUGGAACAGGCACUGAUGCGACAAAAAAGUGAGGAAGAACAUGUUACCGUGCUGUUACAGGUUCUGUCGAGUUACAUUAAUCCUGGCUGCAACAGUUAUGUGAUCAGCUCCGGUACGGAAGAAUUGCACAACUAUAAGGAUUCGUUUGAAUCGGUCGGCGAUCUACCACCGAUCUUCCUCGAUCUCAUUCAGCAAAGCUGUCUCAUUCCUGCCCUUAGUUCCUAUUUGCGCAACGAUUCAGUGUUGGAUAUUACGCGACAUAUACCACUUUACCGCGCCAUUUUGCAACUGCUGCGAGCCAUUUCUGUGUCUAACCAGCUAGCAAUGCUGCUGGUGAACAAGAAUGCCAGCGAGGGUAAACUGUCCAUCGCUGGGUUGUUGUCGAACAUGAAAGCCUGUGUGGAUACUUAUGCUAGUCGAUUGAAAGUGAAUAAAAAGUCCAACUUGAAAGGACAGACGCAAAAAAUUAUCGUCAGCUUGGACGACGGUGAUGAUGAAGGGUUAGCAUUGAUGAUGCAUGACAUUCAACUUACUUCGCUACUGGUGCAAAAUGCUACCAACAUGGACACCACGAGUGCGACUGAGGAGGGAGAAAAGCAAUUGAUUCCACGACCGAUCACAAAAUCGGUUGAAGACAAGUAUCUGGAGAUUAUGAAAGCGUUGCAGUUCGACACUUACGAGAUGAUUGCGGAAUCGGAGAAUGGGUACCGCUUUACGAUUUCACAUCAUUUUGAAACGAACGUACGGAUGGCAGGAGACCGCGGCCACCCAGGGCGGGUUAAACGGUUGGCGCAGGAAACGGUUACCCUGUCCACUAGUUUACCCCUGUCGUACAGCAGUUCGGUAUUUGUACGCUGUGACACGGAUCGGUUGGAUAUCAUGAAGGUGCUAAUUACCGGACCGGCAGAAACGCCCUACGCUAACGGUUGCUUCGAGUUUGACGUGUACUUCCCACCGGACUAUCCCAACUCACCGAUGAUGAUCAACCUGGAAACGACCGGUCGCAAUACGGUCCGUUUCAAUCCUAAUCUGUACAAUGACGGUAAGGUUUGCUUAUCGGUGCUGAACACGUGGCACGGACGACCAGAAGAAAAGUGGAAUGCGCAUACUUCAAGCUUUCUGCAAGUGCUCGUAUCGAUUCAGAGCCUUAUUCUGGUACCGGAACCAUAUUUCAAUGAGCCUGGGUUCGAGCGCAGUCGAGGUACUCCGACCGGUACGCACAGUUCCCGGGAGUACAACAGCAACAUCUAUCAGGCGUGCGUGCGAUACGCGAUGCUGGAACAGUUGCGUCAUCCGUGUCCCUGCUUCCAGGACGUCAUACAUGCACAUUUCUGGCUGAAACGUAAUGAAAUUUGUAACCAGAUCGAGGAAUGGAUUGCCGAACUGAGCCAUCCUUUGCAACAUGAGCGAACCGGUCGUACGAUAUCCUUCAAUGCGAUGGUACUGCGUCGUCAAUAUAGACAGUUGCGUGAAGAGCUUGCCAAGCUGACACCACCGGAAGGACUAGAGGAGGCAGACUAUCCGUUUAACGCCGGUAACAAUAUUACACCUACCACUCCUUCGGCCACUGCCAGCACUGCAAACUCCUCCACCACAUUACCAUCGAAUGCAACUCUUCCCACCUGUCCGUCCGGCUCGUUGGUACACUCAUCGUCGUCGUGCUCGUCAUCGUCGUCCUCGACGUCAUCGUCGUCUUCUUCUUCAUCGUCGACAUCGUCCUCCUCGUCGUCGUCUUCAUCUUCAUCUUCGAAUUUGUCAGUUCAUAGCCAGCAAGCUGCCACGAAUGUGGCGGACAGCAUCGUAACGGAUGGCGGUGGUUCCGAGAGUGGCGGUAGUAGCGUCAUGCUCCAAAUAGGCAUUGUUUCGAACAGCGUUGAAGACGAUGCAGAAGUGAAGGACGGUAUGCGUGACGGUAAUGAGACAGACAGUGGUAGCGGUGGCGGGAUGAUGACGGAAGAAGUAGCCGUCGUAUUUAGUGAUCAUUCCGAGGAGCAAGGUAGUGAAAUCAAUGUUCAUUCCGGUACCGGUUCGGGUGGUGGUGGUGGCGACUGCAGUGAAUCUUCAUCUAGCGGCAGCAGCAUUAUGACGGGCGUUUCUGCAGGUUCCGUCGAUAAUAGCAGCAGCGAUUCAACUGCCAUCACUGGCGGGCUAUCUGAGGAGAUGGCCGGCUCCAACCAACUGCCGACCGCCGACGACAUUAGCAGUAUCAAUAACAGCAGCAUUGAGAAACCAAUUAGUAGCAGUGUGCACGAAUCCCUAGACGAUGACGCUGAUUUGUCGCUAGAGGAGAUGGCACUGUCAAUGGUUUAG